Exophiala xenobiotica is the source of this 1347-nucleotide messenger RNA. RefSeq lists its product as uncharacterized. The record is from RefSeq and is a predicted model, not a curated record. Bases 102 to 1094 code for a protein of 330 amino acids. NCBI's taxonomy places the organism in Eukaryota, Fungi, Ascomycota, Eurotiomycetes, Chaetothyriales, Herpotrichiellaceae. The transcript is spliced from 3 exons. Gene Ontology annotation, cellular component: eukaryotic translation initiation factor 2 complex. Gene Ontology annotation, biological process: translational initiation; formation of cytoplasmic translation initiation complex; formation of translation preinitiation complex. Gene Ontology annotation, molecular function: mRNA binding; translation initiation factor activity; translation initiation factor binding.
CCAGAACAUCCCUUCCGUAACUUCAACCUCGACCACCUUACAACGAAGAGAUACACAAUCGCAGCGCACCUUCUGAUCUACCCAUUCAAGACAUAUUUAACAUGGCGGAAGUGCAAGAAGCACCUCAGGCACCUCACGAACGCAAGCCGCGCAAAUCCGUAGCCUUCAGCGGCGACGACACAAUCAUGGACGAGAAUGGCGAAAUCUCAGAAGCGCCCACCAACACUGCCGAAGACAAUCCCACAGCUGAAAAGCACUCUUCGCCGCCAGAGUCCUCAGACAAAGCCGUUGACGAAAUGACCGACAUGUUUGCGGGCCUGAACAAGAAGAAAAAGAAAUCAUCCUCCAAGCCAAAGAUCGCCGACGGCGAGACUCCAGCUGACUCCGAAGCCGCCCCUGUUGACGACGCCUUCGAUCCAACAGCUCUGAAGAAAAAGAAGAAGAAGUCCACCAAGAAAACAGAGGCCGCUGGUGAUGACUUCGCCGCGAAGCUCGCUUCUGCGGGACUCGAGCCUGGCGCCGAUGGUCCAGUAGAAACCAGCGCCGACCAACCGCAGGAACAAACAGGCGACAUGUCCGCCGGCACCGGGAUCUGGGCCCACGAGGCGACCACGCCCAUCUCUUACGACUUAUUGUUGAAGCGCUUCUUCCAACUUGUCAACGAGCACAACCCGGACAUUCUGUCGUCGGGCUCCAGAUCCUACAAAAUCCCCCCGCCACAGUGUCUACGUGAAGGAAACAAAAAGACCAUUUUUGCGAACAUUGCGGAAAUCUGCAAGCGCAUGAACCGAAAUGACGAGCACGUCACGCAGUUUCUUUUCGCAGAAUUGGGUACGAGCGGCAGUGUGGACGGCAGCAAACGAUUGGUCAUCAAGGGAAGAUUCCAGCAGAAACAGAUCGAGAACGUGCUCAGGCGUUAUAUCGUCGAAUAUGUGACCUGCAAGACGUGCAGAUCGCCAAAUACGGAGCUGAGCAAGGGUGAAAAUCGGUUGUACUUCGUCACAUGCAACAGUUGCGGGUCGAGACGGUCGGUUACGGCCAUCAAAUCUGGAUUUACGGCCCAAGUUGGCAAGCGUAAGAGGAUGCAAGGUUAGAUUAAGCGUGCAUGGUUGGGAGAUUGAUUAGAAAGGGAAGAAUGACAUUGAGGACGAAACUUUGAUGAUCAUGAAUUGGUCUGCUAAGGCCCCUUGACAGAAUGAUGGGGAACCAUGUUCCAUAGUUUCAAGGCGAGCCUUGUGCCAUGAAGAUUCAUUUAUGGAAUGAAAGAAAAGGCUUCAAGUAUCCAAGAUUAGAUUCUCGUUUCAGACCAUCAUGCUCGCUGUUUGAGAUGCUAAUUAAAAAUGGUCC